AGCGCCCAAGCCCGUAAAAGGGUCAUUGUUCUCUAGAACAUUAAGUAUUGGUAAAUCAGUCUAAUUUCCAUUAAAUAAAACCGCGUGCUUUUAACAAACUUACCUAUCCAAGGCAUCAUCCCUCGCUCGCGGAAUUGUGUGAGACGACCAAGGGUUUGAGAAAUGAAGAAGAUCGACGAACCAGUCGUCGGGAUCCCGUACUACGUCGGCCAAAAUCCAUAUCAGGCCGGCCUGAUCCCGCCAAACGCGGUCUUCGGCGACCCCAAGGGAAUUCCGAUUCAGCAAACGAUUUACCGGGACACUCCCGCUCCUUUUAACUGCAAUUUCUGUGGCAAUUCUGGAGUUACCAGCGUCAGAUCAAAGCCUAGUCUCGCGGCUGUUGUUGGAUGCAUGAUGCCGAUGAUGCUUGGAUUUUGCUUUCUCAUGCCUUCAAUGGAUUGUCUCUGGCAUAAAUAUCACCAUUGUCCGGUUUGCAAGGAAAAGGUUGCUGAUUUUGAGAAACCAGAUCCUUGUGCGGUGAUGGAUCCUCCACACUGGAAACAGCAGAGCUUUGCAUUGCCUGCUUGAGAUAUCGUGAGAGGUCUAGUAUUCGCAUUGUCUGCUUUUCACUGGCCGGCAUGUAAUCUUAUUGUCUUAUCAGGAGCUCUUUCGGCUAUGUGUUGUCUUUACACAAUGCUGUAAACAAGGCUGUUAAUGCAUAUAUUUUUAAUAUGGUGUGUAAACAACGUUUUCUCUCAAAAUAUUAAAUAGUGCAUGAAUUACUUGUGAAAUGCUUUCCCCAUGUCACUAUAUGGCCAUGUAAAUUAGAUAUUAGACCUGUACCGUUCGUGUUUAUCAAUAAAUAACAGUUGGGGCUUGCUACAA
This is a messenger RNA of Pistacia vera, 864 nucleotides long. RefSeq names its product GSH-induced LITAF domain protein. The record is from RefSeq and is a predicted model, not a curated record. The transcript has 3 exons. The coding region runs from base 163 to 567 and encodes 134 amino acids. Lineage: Eukaryota; Viridiplantae; Streptophyta; Magnoliopsida; Sapindales; Anacardiaceae. Gene Ontology annotation, molecular function: zinc ion binding.